UGACUGCAGUAAAUGCAGUGACUGCAGCAACUGCUGUAACUGCCAGAACUGCAAUAACUGCAGUAACUGUUGUAGCUGCAUUUACUGCAGUAACUGCAAGCAGUUUGCAGUAACUGCAGCUAGUAGUGUAGGGCAGUGACUGCAGUUAGCAGUGUAGUGCAGUAACUGCAGCUAGCAGUGUAGUGCAGUAACUGCAGCUAACAUUGUAGAGCAGUAACUGCAGGUAGCAUCGUACUGCAUUAGCUGACUGCGUAACCGCAUUUACUGUGUUAAUUCAACUGUUGCACCUGAAAGCCAUGUCUGCAGCAAGCGCAGGGAGUGCAAAAUGCAUUAACUGCAGGGAGUGCAAUACUAGUAACCCGCAACUAACAGUGUACAACAGUAACUGCAGCCAGCAGAGUACAACAGUAACUGCAGCUAGCAGCGUACUGCAGUAACUGUAGCUAGCACUGUACUGCAGUAACUGCAGGAAGCAUGGCACUGCAUUAGCUGACUACGUAUCCGUUACUUCAUUUACUGUGUUAAUUCGAUUGCCGCAACCGAAGCCAUGCAUGCAGCAAGCGGAUUGCAAAAUGCAUUAACGUCAGUGAGUGCGGUACUAGUACCCCGUGUCUGUCUGUCUGCCUGCCUGCCUGCCUGCCUGCCUGCUAGCAGUAACUGCAGCCUGCAAGCAGUAACUGCAGCCUGCAAGCAGUAACUGCAGCCUGAAAGCAGUAACUGCAGCCUGCAAGCAGUAACUGCAGCCUGCAAGCAGUAACUGUGGUUACUGAUAGAGCUUCACACAGCACUAACUGGAGAACUUCUUUUACUGUAUGAAAUGAUAUUUUGACUGUAGUGACUGCAGUCAGUUUCUGUGGUCACCACAGUGUGAAACAAGCAGCAGCUGUUGUGAGCGCAAUAAGGGAUGCAAAUAUUACUGUGAACUGCAGUGCGUUUCAGUGAAACAGGCGUAAGGAGCAACUGCCAAAUGUAAAGUGUAGCUGCAGAGAGGGUGUGUCACUGAUCCUUCCAUCUAUAUGGAUGGUUGGUGUUUGUAAGCAGCGAUAGCUGUUGACGAGCUUGAGUUUCUGGUAGUUGAUGCUGGAAGCUUCGCCCUUUUUUCUUUGGGUUUCCCUUUUUCAGUUAAAAAAAAUACCCUUAUCUUUGCAACAGUGAGCUCUACGCGAGUGGGCAUUUUUUUCCUUUCCCUUCACUUCAAGGAAAAAUGAUGGCUGUUCAUCUGCCGAUGCUCAAAGGUGGUAACAGUGUCCGGGCCCUCCGGGCUUCGGGCCCAUCAUCAUGGUCACCGACGACGGGUGCUGGUGGCUGCCGCAAUCGCGGUCUUCGGGAGUGUCGAUCGGACACUGGAGUUGUAUGUGCCCAUUUGCUGCCGCUGCCAGGUCAUCAUUUACUUCAUUGCAACUGCUGCUGUUAUUCCGUUGCAUCGCGUUGUCUGCCAUCGCAAAAGCGGUUAUCGUUGUCCGGGUCACUGUCAAACGUGAGAUGCCGCGGACGCGCCGACGUUUUUCCCAAACCUACCCACAUCUUUUCUGCACCUAUCGACAGUUUUACCAAUGGUACCGCUGCUGGGCGUUGUCCUCAGAAGGUUCCAGAAAACUUGGUUAUCCCUGUGGUCCCACCGGGGCAGUUUUCCCAGUGGUACUUUUGUGCAUUAUCGCAUCCCUUCACCUGCUUCUGCGUUUCGGAAACAUCAUCGCGAUGGAAUGACACGAGAUACAAGAGAGCGACGGCUGCAAGAGCAAGAGCGAGAGCAUGUCCUCAGAAGCAGGGAGUUGCCUGCCUUUGUAUGGAUAAUCCAGGGGACGGCUAUUCCAACAGUGAGCGGUCAGACGAGGCCCUUGAGCCGGGAGACGAUGACAUGGCCGCACGGUUACCCUCGUUGUCGUUGUCGGAUGAUGCUGAUGUGUCGUCACUUGCUGGUCAUGAGAGUGAGAGCGAGCCGUCCUCCACUACCAGCAUCCAGAUCACUCUGCCUCGCCGUAGGCUGCUUGUCUCUUUUACAUGCAAUCUCUGUGGUGCACGGUCACAAAGGAUGCUGAACCCCCAUGCGUAUAGGAGGGGCACCGUCUUUGUGCAGUGCGCAGGUUGUGGGAAGUUCCAUCAACUGGUAGACAAUCUUGGUCUCAUUCGGGAGUACGAUUUCCGGGGUGAGAGUGUGGGUGAUGUGCUCGUCGAGGAGGAGGACGGUGUCUAGGAGUCGUCAUCUCAUUUGGGAGUACGAUUUCCGGGGCGAGAGUGUGGGUGAUGUGCUCGUCGAGGAGGAGGACGGUGUCUAGGAGUCGUCAUUGUCGGAGGAGGAGGAGGGACUGGGCAGGAAAUAUGGGUUGUUGUUGGUGUUGCGAAACUUGUGAUCAUGCUAAGCCUUGUCGAUUUGAAAUGUACUUGUUUACUUUCGAAGCUUUGUAUGGAUGAUUUCGUUGUUCUGCUGCACAAGGGAAGGGGCUCCUUGAAGAGUUGUUGAGGGGGAUCCACACGCUUCGUCCUAUCAACAGACCAACAGACCAUCUCGAUGACCAAAUGGCUAAACCAACGGUUAGGGAACUUACGGGUUGCCGUCUGGAUGCUAGAUGCCCGUGCGCGUGUGCGCGCGCGCGAGAGAGAGAGAGAGAGAGAGAGAGAGAGAGAGAGAGAGAGAGAGAGAGAGAGAGAGAGAGAGAGAGAGAAAGAGCCGACUGGAUGCUAGACGUAUCAACAGACCAUCUCGAUAAUCAACAAUUCCUACCGAG
Messenger RNA from Chara braunii, 2726 nucleotides. The record is from the annotation of a GenBank genome assembly. NCBI's taxonomy places the organism in Eukaryota, Viridiplantae, Streptophyta, Charophyceae, Charales, Characeae.